Talaromyces atroroseus is the source of this 1464-nucleotide messenger RNA. RefSeq lists its product as hypothetical. Lineage: Eukaryota; Fungi; Ascomycota; Eurotiomycetes; Eurotiales; Trichocomaceae. Gene Ontology annotation, biological process: positive regulation of TORC1 signaling; positive regulation of GTPase activity. The transcript is spliced from 2 exons. Gene Ontology annotation, molecular function: GTPase activator activity. Gene Ontology annotation, cellular component: cytosol. The coding region runs from base 1 to 1464 and encodes 487 amino acids. The record is from RefSeq and is a predicted model, not a curated record.
AUGGAUUUUAUUCUCUCUCUGACGCAUUUUUGCGAAGUGCACGGCCCGACUUCGAUUCUUUGCUCUCAAGUUUUGCCCUUUUCCUGCACACAAUGCCAUCCCUCGGACGCCGAGGGUUCAGUCUCUCCUGCCGACACGCCGUCGACCUCCACGACCUCCUCACACUCUCACCACAGCAACAAUAAAAAGCACCGCAAUUUGUCCUCAACUCCCGAUAACUCUGCACUGUCUACCUCUUUGACAGCAAGCGUCAAAUCAAACCCCGCAAACACCUCGCAGAACAUUGAAGAUCACCCCUACUUUUUGAAAGCACAGCAGCCACAGUCGCAGAUCACAGUCGACCCGACUGAGCGCCUUAAUCGCGUUGGCGGGACUAAUAACGAUACCUGCGCUAGCUGCAGCAUCUCCCUGCCGGAAGACGUCAGCAAGAAACUGCCAACGAGCGUUUCGGGCACCCCCGACGGCGAGAAUGGUAGGGCUAAAAGCAACAGCCCCGUACUGCGGUCCAGAGAAGUCGUUCAUUCGUGCGGUGGUAAUCACUCGACUAGCUAUGAAGACGAGACGCAUGACACGCAUCUGCAUGCAUCCUUGCCGGACUCGGUACAUUCUGUUUCGGUCGCUUCCUCCUCGUCCUCGUCUGCCACCUCGUGUCACACCCAUAUCCUGACUUAUCUAUCAUUGCAUGGCCCCCCUAACCCAGCCGACUACACUCUACUUCGUCAGUCAUCCAUUCGCACGCUCAGCUGUGAAUUGCUGCCGCGCGGUCUUUCCUCCGGCCCCCUCUGCUUCGGCGACCCCGUCGCUGGUUACACAAUUGCAUAUGUUUUCCGCUUACCCGAUCCAAUGGCUCGUGGCAAGCGCCGCAGCUAUGCGCUGAUAGCCCUAGCUGGUAAAGAUGCUGGGCGUGCCUUCCGAGCUUCUCCCAUUAUCUGGCGCAUCUUCCAGCGCAUUGCUGCAGGGAUCGUGUCAGCCGCAGAGAAGCAUCAGGAGGAAGAGAAGAACCGUGAAGAACAGGCCUUCCGCUCAUCAAACAGCAUUGGUGGCCGCGACUACACUCCAAUCUCCUCUUUUCUCACUGGCCGCGCCUUGGAUGCCAAUGGCAACCCGCGGCGAGCAGGCCAAAUCCGGGCUCGCAAUCUCGCAGAGAUUGUCGGAAACGAAUACAUAUUUGCGGAGCUGCAUGCCCAGUUUGUGACUCUGCUUCAACAAUUGGGCAAUAUGUUUGGUGGUGCUCCCGUCUCCGAUGAGCGAUUUGUCUGCAGUACUGUGUCCUCUGAAGAGUCAGCUGCGAGCCAGUCGCGCCGGACAAGCGUUGCAAUGCCGCCAGCAGCCCCAGGCAACUCAAAUAUUAACAGCCGACCCGGUCAUAAUCAACGACCGAGUGAUUUGACGCUGACAUCCUUGAAUAUAUCUUCAGGACCUCAGCCAAUUCCGAUUUCACCACGACGGCCCAUUGUGGCUUAG